Molecule: messenger RNA, 4536 nt
Organism: Suncus etruscus (white-toothed pygmy shrew)
Lineage: Eukaryota; Metazoa; Chordata; Mammalia; Eulipotyphla; Soricidae
Gene: HTR2C
Product: 5-hydroxytryptamine receptor 2C
Exons: 6
Coding region: 532-1920 (462 amino acids)
Biological process (GO): G protein-coupled receptor signaling pathway, coupled to cyclic nucleotide second messenger; chemical synaptic transmission; feeding behavior
Cellular component (GO): plasma membrane; dendrite
Molecular function (GO): G protein-coupled serotonin receptor activity; neurotransmitter receptor activity
Source: RefSeq, a predicted model, not a curated record
GGACACUGUCGUCGCUGGAGUCGUCGAGAUCGUCGGGAUCGUCGUGGCGCUCGCGUGAUGGCCUUCGUCCGUGUAGAAUAGUGUAGUUAGUUAGGGACCACCGGAGAAGAACCAAAUGCGAAUUGCGCAGAGAUGCUGGAGGUGGUCAGUUGCUAUGCUAGAGUAGCCAGUGCCAAACCCAUCCGGGGGGCGCACGGUCGCCCAGGAGAGGGACCUCGCCGGCCAUCCCACUCGUGCUGAGGUCCCUCCGUCCCUCCUCCUUGGAGGCGCCAGCGCACAGCAGCGCACUAGACUGUCCUGGGGCUCCGCUGGGCGAUUGCAGCCGAGCCCCAUCUUCCUCCUCGAGCCGCUGCUGCGCCGACCGCUGCGUAGUCUUCCCGGAGCUUGUGGUAAGGUAAUUUUCCAAUAUCCAUGAGCAUCUAUAGACCAUUCAUCACUGUGCUUCAAGAAUAAUUGCAUGAUAACAUCAUAAACCCAAUUUAUUAAAGUCUUCUUUAAUUUUAACUGUGGUUGCACAACACUGAAGCAAUCAUGAUGAUCCUGAGUAAAGUGGUGCAUUCGUUUCUGGCGCACCUUAUUGGUCUAUUGGUUUGGCAAUAUGAUAUUUCUGUCACUCCAGUUGCAGCUAUAGUAACUGACCUUUUCAAUUCCUCCGAUGGUGGACGCUUCAGAUUCCCAGACGGGGUACAAAACUGGCCAGCACUUCCAAUUAUAAUCAUCAUUCUCUUGACAAUUGGUGGCAACAUUCUUGUUAUUAUGGCAGUCAGCAUGGAAAAGAAACUGCACAAUGCCACUAACUACUUCCUAAUGUCCCUUGCUAUUGCUGAUAUGCUAGUGGGACUACUUGUCAUGCCAAUUUCUUUGCUUGCAAUUCUUUAUGAUUAUGUCUGGCCAUUACCUAGGUAUUUGUGCCCCGUCUGGAUAUCUUUAGAUGUUUUAUUUUCCACAGCGUCCAUCAUGCACCUCUGCGCUAUUUCGCUGGAUCGGUAUGUAGCAAUACGUAAUCCUAUUGAGCAUAGCCGUUUCAAUUCGCGGACUAAGGCCAUCAUGAAGAUUGCUAUAGUUUGGGCAAUAUCUCUAGGUAUUUCCAUUCCUAUCCCAGUCAUAGGAUUGAAGCAUGAAGAAAAAGUGUUCGCCAACAAUACCACCUGUGUGCUGAACGACUCCAAUUUUGUCCUGGUCGGAUCCUUCGUAGCUUUCUUCAUCCCGCUGACCAUCAUGGUGAUCACCUAUUUCCUCACCAUAUAUGUUCUUCGCAGACAAGCUCGAAUGUUGCUUCAAGGUCACGUGGAGGAUCCGUCUGAGGUGAAACUGGAUUUCCUGAGGUGCCUCAAGUGCUGCGAGAGGAAUGCCACUGAUGAAGAGAAUCCUGCGAAUCCUAACCAAGACGUCGCCCCCUGCCCCCAUAGGAAGAAGAGAGAGAAACGUCCCAGGGGUACCAUGCAAGCCAUCAACAAUGAACGGAAAGCAUCGAAAGUCCUUGGCAUUGUGUUCUUUGUGUUUCUGAUCAUGUGGUGCCCCUUUUUCAUUACCAAUAUUCUGUCAGUUCUCUGUGGAAAGUCCUGUAACCAAAAGCUCAUGGAAAAACUUCUGAAUGUGUUUGUUUGGAUUGGCUAUGUUUGUUCAGGAAUUAAUCCUCUGGUGUACACACUUUUCAACAAAAUUUACCGAAGGGCUUUCUCCAAUUAUUUGCGCUGCAAUUAUAAGCCUGAAAAAAAGCCUCCUGUUAGACAGAUCCAAAGGAUUGCAGCCACUGCUUUAUCUGGGAGAGAGCUUAAUGUUAACAUUUAUCGCCAUAGCAAUGAACCUGUGAUUAAGAAAGCCAAUGAGGAUGAGCCUGGUAUAGAAAUGCAAGUUGAGAAUUUGGAAUUGCCAGUAAACCCUUCCAAUGUAGUGAGCGAAAAGAUUAGCAGUGUGUAAGAAAGUGAAACACAGCCUUUUUCCUACUUAAAGCUACAAUGGUAGGAAAAUGUUCUCUAACCUUUCUGUAGCUCAAAGCUAUGGUGUAAAUAGUGCUGUCUGAAAAAAAAACAAAAACAAAGAAAAAAACACCUGUUUUAUAUGUAUAGCUUUGCAACCUUGUAGUUUUCAAUCAUGCAUAAAAUAGUGAGAUUUAGAGUUAUAUAUUUACUGUUUAUAAGAGACUGAACAUAAUUUAUUUUGAUUAUUUAACAUAUAAAGUCUUGGGAUUUCCCCCCCUCCCCUCUCUCCUCUCUUCCUCUCUCCCUCCUCCGUUUCUUUUGUGCAUAAGAAAGUGUUGAUAUUCAUCUCAGGUGGCAUUUGCAGGAGACCAGAAUGAUGUACAUUAGAAUGGUUAUGUUUGUACUACACGAAAAUAAACCAAGUAUGGGAAACUUUCUCCCGGUUAACAGUAAAUAUACACUUUAAAGUCUUGCUCUGCUCAUCUACAUGCAAACUCAGUAAGAAAGGUUCUGUCUUUUGAUAGCAUAUUGUACCAAUUAAAGAGUGAGUCAAAGACAGAACUUAGCCUUGUCACAUUUAGGGAAAAAAUUUGACAUUGUCAGUCUGUUGUAUUGGUAUUUUACUGCAAUAUCUGUUCCCAACCAUAGUGGUAUUUUAUCAUAGCAGCUGGUUAACCAGGACUAUAGAAGUGGAAGGAUGAUACAAGAUACAUAUAACAAUAGCUUUUCACUUCUUAAGGACAAUGUUCAAAUUUUGAUUAAAAUGACGAGCAAACUGAAAUUAGUGUUUUCAUUCUGGUCCUUAGUAAAUAUCUAAUUUCAUGAUUAAACUGGAAAAAGAUCCCAGAGUUAUUUCUAAAUCCAGGAUUCCCCACCAAUUGGGUUUUUGAUCUUGGAAUCCUGUAAAUCUGUGUGCUAUACAAAAAGUAAAAUUAGCAUUUGAGCCUUAUUAAAAUAUUUCUUAAUUAUGGUACCUCUCUAUAGGACCUAAUUUGGCAGUCCAUUUUUAAGUAAAACUUGAGUUGGAAGCCUAGAUGAUAAGUUUUACCUUGGAAGUUUUACUUGAUUAAGGACUGCAAAACUAGGCCCUUAGAAUGUGCAAAAUUUUAAUUUAAAACGAAGCUGUCUGGGAAUUACAGAAAAACAGUUUCCAUUAGAAUUUUAAACAAAAUUUAUCUCAUUUCAGAUCCUUCCAGACUCUCUAGUGCAGGAAAAGGCUGCAGCUAAUUUGUGGAAGUGGCAAGCUCUUUAUCGUACUGAAAAUACAUCACAGUAGUAUAAAACCGUGUUAAAAUAUAGUGUUGUGUUACAAAGCUUGUUGGCCAUUGUUUCACUCAUGUGCCUGCUACUCUAAGAAUGCAUUACCAUUUUACUAGUUUUUAAGCCAAGAAAGAUUUUGAAGCCUGUGAAAGUCAAAACAAUAGUCUAUGCUAUGUGCAAAAUAUACCAGUGUUCCUAGUGACUCUAUUUCCAUGUGUUUUCAUUUCACUCAACUAUGGCUAUAUUUCUGAAUAAUUCAUGAUGCUAGUUCUUAUGCCUGAAAGUUACUCAUUCACCAUAGAGUGUGCCUCUCAGUUCUUAAAAUUGGGGAAGGCAACCUGAAUUUCCAAACCCUCGGAUGUGUGUCCUAAAUGCACAUCAUAGAUAAACUGCUACAGAGGCAGAGGGAGGGCUAUUGUGUUUAGGAAACUCCAACAGGUUCUACUUAUUGCAACACUGCCAAAUAACAGUCAGUUGCUUGAGCAUGACCAAAUAGAACAUGAAAGCAAAAUUCCCCUACAUGUUAGGUCACUUGAACUGCAUGUUAAAACAAUUCUAUGAAAUGGAAUGAGAUAAUCUAAUUAUUCCUGAAAUGAAAAUGUCUGAAGAAAAAUAGCAUGUUAUGAACAUGAGUUCAGCAGAUACAGAUGGUGGCCUGCAUGUACACCCUGUACUAUGACUCUGUUGAUUUCAUCAAUAUAGGGCAGAAUAAGUUCUAUAAAAAUAACUGAGAAGACUCUUCAGCAGUUCUUUAAAAUACAGCACAUUCAGAUCUGAAGAACAAUGAGUACGAGAGAAAAAUGAAAACAUCUGAUUUCUUACUAUCAGGGCUAGCUCAUAGCACAUGUUUUACAAAGAAAUGAAAUAUAAACCAUGGAUUUUCCAAAGCACUAGCAAUAAGUUGAAUGAUAAUAGCUUAUAGCACAUUUGUUACUACUUCCUGUAUCAUCAAGUACUAGUACUUAGUAGUACUCAAACAGAGUAUCCUCAAAUUGUGUGCUAUUCAUAAGUUCUGUGCAGUUUGGUAUGAAACAAAUAUACUCAUUUGAAUAUAAAACUUACCGUUUAAAGUGAAAUCUGCUAACUUUUAUAAAUGUUUUAAAUGUCCAUGUGAUGUAAGUGUAACUGUGGUAAAUUUAUUGUCAAACAAAUAAUUUUGAUGUAUUGUUGUAUGUAUAUGUGUUUGAGACAUGUGCAACAGACUGCCUUAUAUUAUUUCUUGUUAACCUCGUCUGAUAAAUAGUACUUUGGUGAGUUGUCAAAUAUAUUGUCUUAUUCCUAGUUAUUGUAUCUUAUCCACUAAAAAGUUUUGUGACUCUAUUAAUUUAUUAAAUUUAUUAAAUGUUGCCAAAUA